This is a messenger RNA of Aphidius gifuensis, 4012 nucleotides long. Its product is annotated as protein dimmed-like. Gene Ontology annotation, molecular function: protein dimerization activity. Bases 863 to 1480 code for a protein of 205 amino acids. NCBI's taxonomy places the organism in Eukaryota, Metazoa, Arthropoda, Insecta, Hymenoptera, Braconidae. The record is from RefSeq and is a predicted model, not a curated record. The transcript is spliced from 6 exons.
ACAAGUAGUCGUUUACAGUUAUAGUUAGAUAGUCCGGAUCGGGCGCUCGUUCAGCCGGGAUGACUUUUUGUGUAUAAAACCUUUUUAUUUAUAUUUAUAUUUAUUAUUUUUAUUUUUUUCUUAUCCAGAGUUUAAUUCAAAGUGAACAUUCUUUUCCUGAGAACCUAAGUUCCAUCAUCGAAACGACUUUCACAAUUGUUCAGAGAAAUCAGUGCUUGAUUAUAUUUCUUAAGUAGUUUUUUUUUAAAAAAUGUGUAUAUGUGGCAGUAUUUGUUAUUAAUGUGCUUUUAUUUUUGUUAUUUAUUUUAAUAUUUAUUAUCAUUUUUUAAAUAUAUAUGUAUAUUUAUAUUUAUAAAUAUAUUUUAAACUUUAAAAAAGUUAGUCUCAAUCAAGGUGUUUCAUGAAAAUUUUUUAAUGGAUUGGUAAAUACAAAUAACUCGAAAGAAAAAAAAAACAAUGCUGACAAGUGUGGACGACAUGCGGAGGAUAAAACGUCAACGAGCUGACGGACGACUUAGGCAAUCCACCAAGAAUUACGUGUGAUAAUAAAAAAAUAAAUAAAAAAAAAAAAACAAUGAAAUAAUAAAAGUAGACUGAAAACAUAACAAAAAAAAAAAUUAUUUAAGUAUUAGAAACUAAUUAUUUCGACUUUUUUUUUAUUUUUUGGACACUAUCAUUUCAUAAAUAUAUUUAUUGUGAUACGAUAAGGAAAAAAAAAAAAUAAAAGCGAAUUAUUGAGAGUGAAGUGCAUUGUUUUAUAAUAGAGAAAUUUAUUUGCUCAAGUGCAACAUUCUUGCAUUAAGAUAAUUAGUUCCUGCAAAGGGCCAAAUAGACUUAUUUUGUGGAUAAUUGUGCUGAGGAAAUGCGAAGCUUAGAAAGAUCUUCAGCUAGUGAUCAGGAUUGUGGUGAUCAUGAAAUGUACACCGACCUUGAUGACGCCUCCGUUGACUCAAUUACGGGAAAACGAGGGCGUCAUCACAUCGCUGGAACAGAGGCAGGUGAAGAAAGUGAUAGCAGUAGCUGUGAUCACAGUCCAAAACAAACAAAAAGAAGAAGUCGAGUUAACGGAACACCAACAGCAAGAAGAAGAAAAGGAGGAAUAUCAGCAAGAGAAAGAAAUCUCAGAAGAUUAGAGAGUAAUGAACGUGAAAGAAUGAGAAUGCAUUCACUAAAUGAUGCAUUUGAGCAAUUAAGAGAAGUCAUACCACAUGUAAAAAUGGAAAGAAAACUAAGCAAAAUUGAAACACUAACACUUGCCAAGAAUUAUAUUAUGGCACUUACAAAUGUCAUUUGUGAAAUGCGAGGAGAAGAACAACCUUACACAUUUGUUGAUGGAGAAUGUGGUUCCAACAGUGGUGAUAGUACAGGACAACUAGAAAUGAGUAGUGGUGAACAAGCUGAACAACCAUCACCGGAUUUAAUACAUGAAACGAAUAAUAAUAAUCUUCUACAUGAGAAUCUCGAGCGAAGGAUAGCUUAGCUUUGAGAAUUGAUUUUUAACAUUAAAAUUCAAAUGAAAAUUUGGACUAAUUAUUUGUUAAAUAAUACAAAGACAAAAAUUAUUAAUUUAAUUUGGCUGCAAAUGAAAAAUUGACCAUAACGUGCUAGUAUAUAAGAAUUAUAUUUAAAUUUUCUUGUAAUUUAAUAAUCAUAAAAAAGUUCUAGCGAAAAAUUGAACUUGAAAACGAAUAGGAAAAACAAAAUUAUCGUAUUUGACAAAAUGAUUGAUUAAAAUUACAUCUAAUAUUGAGUCAUGAAAAUCCAAGAAAAAAAUUGACAACUUUUAAAGAUUUUUCAUGGAAAACUAUUAGAGAUUUUACUACUAUCAGAGCUAUUGUCAAAGAUAGCGUAACAUCCAGGAAAAUUAGUUUAGUUGAUUUCGAAAAGAGUAGAAAAUAAAAAAUGAUGACACCGAACUCGACUUGAACCCGGGAACUCAUGAUCCGUAACUGAUGUGCAUUGACCCACUUGAUAAAUAUUCACAAUUAUCAGCACAAACGUUAUACAUAAAUUUUUAAUUAAAUUUAUCCAUUUUUAUGACGAUUUUUUUUACUAUCAAAAUUAGUUGCAUUGAAUAUUAACAAAGAUAUUUAAGUGAGGUCAAAGUUAAUUAGAACUUAAUAAAAAUGAUUAUGCCAAUAGCUGUGCAUACAUUUCCAGGUUCAAAUCUUAUUCGAUGCAGAAUUUUUUUAAGCAAUCUUUAAGGUUUUCCUUUGAUGAUCAUUGAUAAUUGUCAAAUUUGUUUCAAUUAAUUUCAUACUGUGCUAAUGAAAUUACCGAGUUAAGCACAGUGCUUUUUUAUAACAAUCUUUAUACACUUUUAAUUAUAACGAUAGAAAAUUUCAAACUAAUAUCUAGCAAAUACAAAAUUCGACAUGUUGAAUAUUGUAUUAAUGAUAUAGGUAAACCGUCCAAAAUAUAUAUGUAUUUAUAUAUAUUAAUUAUUAUCAGCCUUUGACAUUUUGCCUACUAGGAUAGAUCCUUGACACAGAUCGACUGAUAUACUGGGUCAAUGGUCAAGAACUUGGACAGUGAUCAAUAUUGAUCCAUCCAAGUACUAACCACUCGAAUGUGCUGUUAAAUACUUUGGUAAUGAUCAUUAUAACCAGUACAUCUCAGGCCGAAGCUCAAUUUUAAUUUUAAAAUAUCUGGCCUACUGUAUCUGUACGUGAGAUACAAUUUAGCAUCGAGGUCCAGGUUCAAAUGCGAUACUGUGAUAUAAAAUUUUGUAUCCAAACUUUCAUCGGUUUUAUUUAGCCUAAAAUCCGUCAAUUUUCGCUUCCGCGUUUUUCAUAUAAAUAAAGAUUUUUAUUUUUUUGUUAUUUAAAAAAAAAAAAAAUUGUUAUAUAUCUUUUUAUCAGAAAAAUACAUAGAUAAUAAAAUUUAUUUUUGUGCAAUUUAAAUUAGAAUUUAAAUAUUUUAUGUCUUGUUAUAAAAUACUUGACUAUUUCACGUAAAAUAAAAAAACAAAAAUUAGUUAAUUUAAAAAAGAAAAAAAAUUUGUAUUUAUAUCAUUAUUAUUAAUUAUAUAUUUUUAAAAAAAUUAUUUCAAAUUUUGCAAUUAUUUUUUAUGAAAUAUUAUAUUUAUAUUUUUAAAAAGAAAAUUUAUUAAUUUCCGUUUAUUAAGAAAUCUUAAACAUUCCAGAUGUUUUUCGCGCAAGAUUUACUGAUGAUAUGGUUGUGAUUUUAAUUAUAGUAAUAAUUGUUUAUACAUAAACUUUAUUUGAUUGUUAUUUUAAAUGUAAAAAAUAGCAAAAUGUAUUUGUUUGUAUCGAAAUUUGUUUGAAAUAUUUUAUUAAUAUAAUAGAAUUUUUUUUUAUUACGUGCGCAUAUUAAUUGUUUAUUGUUUUCGUGGUGAAAAAAAUCAUCAAGUCAAUCUAGUAAAAUAAUGCGUUUGAGAAUACGUUAAACAUUCGGAGUGUAAUAAGAAUUCAUGCAUGGCUUUAAAAAACCUAUUUUUAAAAUUUUCAUUUUAGACAAUAAACUUGAAUCAAAAACAAUAAGAUUCUUGUUUUUUUUUCGUCAUUAUAUCACAUUGUGUAAGCUUAAAGCAUUGUGAAAUGUAAAAACAUUUUACUGUUUAUCUGUUUAUAUUAAUUGUUUAAAUAAUUAUGAAACAAAAAAAAAAAAAAAAAUGUUUUUUAUUUAAUGAACACAUCUACUCCAUUGUUAUGUCAAAAAAAUCGUAGCAGACAUUUUUGGGAUUCAGUUUAAUCAGGACUUUAAAGUUUGUUUGUUUUUUUUUUACUUGGUAAUUGUUUUUAUUGUCACUCAGGCAUUCUUGACAUAAUUCCAACGAUAUUAUCAAAAAAAAAAAUAUAUACGUUUAUCAAUAAAUUAUUAAUUAUUUAAUCAAUAGUUAAAUUAAUUAUUAAUAAAUAAAAUAUUUGGUGUUAUUGCUUGUCGAAACAAUAGUAAAUAUUUGGAAUGUAUUUAACAGAUUAUCGCCAUUAUUUUUUUUGAUCUUUAUAAAUUAUAAUAUUACAAUUGUGUAACAAGACAAAAUAGUACA